UGGUGUUGGCACCUUGGGUCGAGGCUAGGAGACCUCGCGCCACCGACCAUGUAACACUGCUUUUCAACGAAACGACUGUAACGAAUACGUCGAGUUGUGUCGACGACUGUGUAUGAAGAACAGAACGCGCUGUCUUUCCAAAUAACGCUUGUAAUAUUUAUGUUCGGUGUUUUACCGUGUAGAUAAUAUAAAAACUAUGUUAGUGUUAGUGUAAACCAAAGAUAUUUUGCUUCAUUUUGUACUUUCGAUGAGAACUAACAACAGUAUAGUUCAACACCGAGUGUUUCCUUUUGAUGGCGCUAUGGCCGCUAAAACAGGGAAAUAAUAAUCCGCCUUAACCUCAUUCGUACAUUUGUAAACAGUAUAGACCAGCAAGUACAUUUUGCUAAUCUAGAGUCCGUGUCAACCAAUAAACAAAACAAAUGACUAACCCAACUUAAGAAGUUGAUGCGAGCCAUGGAAAACAGUGGUCGUUUGACAGCCGUAAAAGUUUUAUUUUUUUGUCAUUAAUUAGCAACAAAUUUUCGCGAUGAAUGUGAAACAGGAGAGGCACGAUGAAGCGGAGAUCCAAGAGUUGGCGGCUAAGUUUGUGGAGGCAAACAAGGCGAAGAUGGCUUUGCCCCAAAGACCACUUCAGCAGGCUGGCCAGAGUAUGAACAUUUUAAGUUUCUUAACCACCGAUAAAAAUAAAGCAAAAACUAAUAGUGUACCUGUACAAUCUACAAGUGAUAGUGAAACUAGAAACAUAGAUGAAGAAUCGAUCAAGGGAAGGUUUGGUUGGACCCUUAUGGGAAAGAUGCACAUCCCAUACAUUCUUCGUUCUGGAGAGAGCUACUGUGCUGUUCGUAUGGUUGAAAUGAAGGUGCUGAACAAGCUGCUGAACUAUUUACACCAAGAUCUUUAUAACUGCACGAAUAUAAGGAGCUAUUAUAUCACUGAAGCGGAAGCAAGACUGUUAAAUGAAAUUAAUUUUAAACAUUGUGACUAUCAAUUUGGUAGGGAACAAUUUACUUCAAGGGACCUAAUAGUUAGGUUGACUGAUGCUAAUGAGUUUUAUCAGUUCCUUGGACACUGUUAUGCAAAACUCGUUAAUACAACGGAUGCAGACAACCUAGAUAGGUGUGGAUUCAUCAGAAUAAACAGAGAGUCAGUAGUUCCAUAUACUGUCUAUAAUGAACAGAAAUAUGUGCCGUUGUUUUAUUUUGAAGGAGAAACUGAUAACUUAAAACAGCGAGCUGACAAGCUAGAAGGAUGGGAUUUGUCGUAUUUAAAAUUCUGCUGCAAAGUACAGGGCAUUCGGAACGAAUUGUUUGCACAUGAUUCCUGUUCCGUGAUUAGCUUAAACGAUAUAAAGAAUUACUUUCCUCCGGGAACUUUAUUUGAAGACUACUGGCCGAAGAAGAACCUUGAUUCUCAGCUUCUGAUUAAUAAUCGAAAUCCUAAUCAACAACAAAUUGUACAGUGGACCCGACAGCCUACAGCUCCCCCAAUAACAGCACAUCCACCACCUUCACCCAAGCCAGCUACACAGGCCAAGGCAGCAAAUAAUAGUCACAUGCAUAAUGUUCACGUUUACUCCAAUUACGGCAUUGCUGGUGGGCAACCUCCUUACCACGCAGCACAACCAAGAACUGCAAGCAGCGCUGUGAGGGCUACAUAUCCUUCAGCUGCUUCACGUCAUAUGAGACCAUAUUUCUCCAACAUUGGGCAGGCACCACCCCCAUUAGUCCGAGCUAACUCCUCCACUUUUCGUUCCUAUCCUGCGUAUGGAAAGGAUGAUCACUGGCUGGCUCAGUACAACGCUCAGACCAAGUCAGCAGGUAAUUACAUGAUCAUCGAACCAAAUAUGAAUCAGAACAACUACCAUCAGGCAUCACAGUCGAGUUAUCCACCGCCCCUUCUUCACAUGAACGGAGGGAUAUCAAGAUACGAGGGACCUCAGACUACAAGGUAUGGAGCAGAUAACAUUGACCUGGCUGCCCAGACCAGAGAGUUGCAAAACAACUACGGCGUGAACAGCACAUCGGCGCAGCUGGUGAACCAGCAGCCGGCACACCAGUCGACCAGAACUCAGUCCGCUAGCGUAUCCGAAGAACGUAGUAGUAUGACUAACGGUCGGUCGGUGUUAAAUAACGUAAAUCGAAAUAAGUUAAGCACACUUCCCGAUGCUCCACCGACUAGUGGUAAUAACAUUCCAUAUAAAAUACAAAAAGCGCUAGUCGAGGGCAAGAUGAUACCAUGCAUCAACAUGAAGCCCAACGUUUGGACGGAGAUGCUCGUUUCUCUGCCCGAUUUAGUGACGAAUUUCUUCAACAACGUUCCGGUGCAAUCUUGUCAGCAGGUCAUGCAGGUCUUGGGAAUCGAAGUUUUCAAAGCUAACCCUUCUCAAGUAAGGCUAUUGCUGGAGAAUGGCAGGUGUCAAAAUGCCAAUGAAACAAUUCCUUUAGUGCAAGUGAGAAACGUGAUUGACUACAUGCCUCAAUUGAAGUAUAUGUUGAGUGGUAUGACUGGUAUGUUAACUUCUGAUGUUGCGGCGAAAAGACAGCGAAAUAGCUAGGAGUGGGUUCAUUGGGGGGGCACCUAUGACUAUAAUAUUGACUUUUACAACUACUAAGUGAAGUGCAACGGUCCUCAUAGAAAAAAAAAACUUAAACGUGUUGUUUUAUAAAAGUUGUUCCUACUGUGUAAAAAUGA
Anoplophora glabripennis (Asian longhorned beetle) is the source of this 2694-nucleotide messenger RNA. RefSeq lists its product as uncharacterized. Lineage: Eukaryota; Metazoa; Arthropoda; Insecta; Coleoptera; Cerambycidae. The transcript is spliced from 5 exons. The record is from RefSeq and is a predicted model, not a curated record. The coding region runs from base 530 to 2557 and encodes 675 amino acids.